AUGCAGCCUGCGCAUGGCACGCUUGUCCAGGACGGGCGAUCUCCCGACGACCAAGAGUACCAGCGAGGUGAUCCGGUGGCCAUCGUCGAGAAUGGCACAGAAGAGGAUCUUACCGAUGCGAUUCAUAUUCUCAAAUUCCGCACUAAGCAGCGUAUGCUCGUGCCUUUACAUGUGUGUUUGACCCUCCACCACCGCCGCCACCAGAAGAAGCUCUCUCUGCUGACUUGCAUGGGGCAUUCCGGAUCCAGAGGCAAUAACGUUUCAUGCUCGCACUACCAGCGAUAUCCAUGA
Colletotrichum costaricense is the source of this 291-nucleotide messenger RNA. RefSeq lists its product as uncharacterized. NCBI's taxonomy places the organism in Eukaryota, Fungi, Ascomycota, Sordariomycetes, Glomerellales, Glomerellaceae. The transcript has a single exon. The record is from RefSeq and is a predicted model, not a curated record. The coding region runs from base 1 to 291 and encodes 96 amino acids.